Molecule: messenger RNA, 4917 nt
Organism: Xiphophorus couchianus (Monterrey platyfish)
Lineage: Eukaryota; Metazoa; Chordata; Actinopteri; Cyprinodontiformes; Poeciliidae
Gene: veph1
Product: ventricular zone expressed PH domain-containing 1
Exons: 15
Coding region: 535-3012 (825 amino acids)
Biological process (GO): regulation of signal transduction
Cellular component (GO): plasma membrane
Molecular function (GO): phosphatidylinositol-5-phosphate binding
Source: RefSeq, a predicted model, not a curated record
UCCACUUGUUGCGCAGCUUGCUCCAGUCGGCCGCACGAUGGCACCCUCUGCCAUGCUUACGGCAGUGAACAGCCAUGAAGGCUGCCCUGUGAGGGAAUCCGGAGCCUCGCCGAGGUAAUGCGUUUGCCGCUGUGGAUCACCGCUUGAAGGACCGAAGCCAGCACAUUCACCGUCAGAGCGCUCCCGACGUCCCGGAUGGAGACGGACUUUGCUCUUUCAGGACUCCUUUCUUCAGAAUAUGGCUGUCAUCCACACUAACAGACCUCACACUGAGCCAGAAAAGCUUGGCUCAAACUGGUCCAGUCACAUGCAGCCUACCUGAUCCUGGACUCACAGAGGUGGACUUAGGUGCUACUGUUAAAAUGCAAAUAACUCUGGUUGACAUUUCAUAUCUUUCUUUAAAAAGUCAAACAGAAAAGGUAUUUCUUUAGUUCAGGAUUUUCUCCACACUGUUAUGUUUUAUUCAUUCUCCAAUACUUGAUUGUAAAGUCCUGAGUAUAGCUGGUCUCAGCGGACGGCUCCUUCAGGGUCAGAAUGCACCAGUUGUUUAGUCGGGUCCUCGGUCAGAGGGACCUGUCCAGAGCAGGAGACCUGUUCUCUCUAGAGGACACGGAGAUCGAAGACGGCCUGUCUGAAGCUCUGGAUCAGAUCAAGGACAUCUCCUGUUCACCAGACUAUUUGACCAACGACAAUGAUCAGGCCGUGGUCGAGAUUUGCAUCACACGCAUCACCACGGCCAUCCGAGAGACCAGCUCCAUCGAACGACACAGCAUGGCCCUGGUGGGCCUGUGGGAGUCUUGUCUUGAGCAUAACCUGACUCCUCAAGGGGAAAGCACAGAAGACACGCCGCACGCAAAGAUAGCCUCUGACAUCACCAGCUGCAUCCUGCAGAACUACAGCUGCCCCUCAGUCAUGGCUCUGGCUGUUCCAGUGGCGGUGCGAUUCCUGCAGCGAGGGAACCAGGAACUGAGCAGGAACAUGUCCAGCUAUCUCUCACUGGCUGCUAUAGCAAAAGCUGACUUGCUGGCUGAACAUACAGAGGCCAUAACCGUCAGUGUGCUGGGAGGUAACCACAUGAUGCUACGUGUGCUGCCAUCAGUCUACCCCAAACAGCCACACACUAUCCACCAUCACCUGGGCAGCCUUACAGCAAUGAUGCCCCAGCUGGAGACACCUGAGCAACAACACCUGAUCAGACUUAUUCAGACGGUUGCAGAGCAGCAUCCACUUAUCCUGAGCACACAUGUGCCCACACUGGUCAAUUACCUGAGUGAGCCCACUCUGACUGAGGCUUUGUUGGGAGCUCUUGUGGAUGUUUCCCAGGCCAGCCCCUCGUCACUGGUCAGCUUUUUGCCAGGACUAAGGAUGGUGGGACAGCAGUCUGCUGCUUUUCUCAGUCAUGUAGCCAAAAUCCAUGGUGCUAUUGGCAUCCUCAGUGAGACCCAUGCCCACAGCUCAUUGGUCUACCUGGUGUCCCUCCUGGGCAGUAUGGAGCACAACUUUCACCACACCUUGCUGCAGGAGAUCAGAGCUCUGACUGACAGAUACCCAUCGUUACUGGGAGGCUGUGGGAAAGACAUCUACAGAAUGAGCAACUCAUUCACUGCCAUAGCCAGAGUGUUGGAAAGACGACUGGAGGACAAAACCACCCUACACUGCAGGGUGGAAGAGGCAUGUCCAUCUUCAGGUGGACCUCUUCCCGCUGGUCGAGGAGGAGGGACAUCUGAGCAGCGACUGCAGGUAAAAGUCCAGAAAUUUGACAAGAAAACACAACAUGUGGGAACGACAGAGGAGGAAGGGGAGGAUUCUCCUCCGCAGCAGCGACGCCACAGCCUGAGCCAAGGUGUCGAGGAGGAGAGACGGGAGAUGAGAUUCAACAGGUCAAAGAGCCUGGCUCUUCAUAUUGUGUGUUCACGCUCCAUCAGCUCAGAUACAGGAGAGGACAGUGAAGCUGUAGAGCCAAGCUCAGAGAACUGCGUUUCCAAUGCUCAGCCUAAUCAGCCCUCAGACAGCCAUGAAGUCUCACCGGCAGAAAAGAAACUGACAAGUGACAACUCCCUGUCUGUCACAGCAGAGAAAAAGGAGGUGGAAAAUGCUGAGAUUAAAGAUGUGAACAGAGAGGAAGCAGAACAGGAGCAAGCUGACAGACUCUUCAUUCACUUAAGAGACAACAUGGAGACGAUCAGGGAGUUCUGCACCGACAUGGUGAAGCGGAUCCCGGUUCCAGAGCAGUGUGUGAUUGAAGAUUCAAAUCGAGGUUGCGUGGCCAAGCUCUCGUUCUCCUGUCCCCUGAAGGGCUACUACUGCCUGUACGCCAAAUCCAGUUUCCUCCUGACCAGCCAACAGCCUCACCUUUGGAUUCACAUCAUGCUGCUGCAUCUACAGAGCAAGUCAAGUGCCACUCUGUGCAGCAGAGACAAAAGUGUCGAAAGAUUAGCUUCUCUUUGGGAGAAGACGCAGCUUAAAGGAUCACACAGCUUUUCCAUGGCCAUGACACAACAAUCCACCCCACAAAGAAAGGACCUGGACAACCUUCACAUCCAGCUGGAGGAGGUUCGCUUCUUUGACCUGUUUGGGUUCAGCGAAGAGGAGGGGGGCUGGCUUUGCUUCAUGUGCAACAACCCUGAGAAGGCCACAGUCGUGAACCAGGAAGGACAACCUCUGAUCGAAGGGAAGUUGAAGGAGAAACAGGUCCGCUGGAAGUUUAUCAAGCGCUGGAAGACCCGCUAUUACACCUUGGCAGGGAACCAGCUCCUCUUCCGCCGGGGCAAAUCUAAAGAUGAGCUGGAUGACAUCCCAAUAGAGCUGAGCAAAGUGCAGAGUGUCAAGGUAGUAGCUAAGAAGCGCCGGGAUCGGGGUCUGCCGAGGGCCUUCGAGAUCUUCACAGACAACAAGACAUACGUGCUAAAAGCUGAGGAUGAGAAACACGCUGAGGAGUGGCUGCAGUGCAUCAAUGUAGCCGUGGCUCAGGCCAGAGAGAGGGAGAAAAGAGAGGCGACCACCUACCUGUGAGAACAGAACCAACACAGACACUGACUUUGAUGGGAAUCAUUAGUAUUCAUUUCAGUUGGAGCACGUUCUUCUUCUUUUGUUGGUUUAUGCAUAACCAAAUGGACAGAGAGGAAAUAGAAACAAUCACUGCUGAUAACUUGAGGAAGUGGGCAAAGAGCCAAGUUGGUUGGUGUGAAUUGGAUCACCUAAACAAUAACGUUUCUGUCCCUUCUUGGGCCUGCAGUGCUAGCUCUGAUAUGUAAACUCAGAGCAGGAAGGCUAUUCUCUGCAGAAAUUGUAAAAGUAUUUUGAACAAAGACUAGCUAUCUGUUCCACAUGUAGACAUCAAUCCUGCUGAUGAUGGAACAUUGACUUAUUUAACCCAGAUUUGUUAUGCAGUAUUUUUAGUAUAUAAUAUAAGAAACCAGCAAAAAUAGACUGCAUGUAUUGCUAACUUGAAGUAUUGAUCCAUUUUUACAGCACUGUACCUACUGUUAACCUGUGGGCAAGACCUGCUCGUAUGUUACACACAUUCGUCAGUGGACCACACGCAAAAUACAAAAUCUUUUAAUAUCUAUAAAUGACCCAGAUAAAACAACAUAGAAAUUCUCAUUUUUGCUGUAUUUUACUGUGAGAUAAGUAGUGGGUACAAUGUAAAAAAAAUUGCUUUGAAGCUGAUUUAGAUUUGAUUAUUUUAUACAUCUUUUUAUGUCGACACAUUUAACUUACGAAGAACAAUGACAAAUUACAAAAUCGGUGGAGUCAGCUAAAGACUUAAGCUAACUUUUGUCUAACCUUCCUUUUUCCAAGAUGUCAAAGUCUUUUGUGACCUAUAUUUUUUUUUUAUGUGCAACUUUUGCGUGCCUAGAUGGCCUAAAUAAUUCUGUAUCGCAUAUUUUCAUUUCAGUUCAUUUUUAUCACCUACCUUUCUUCUGUUGAAGUUCUUGAAGUUUCUCAUAAGAGAAGUGGCUGGAAAAUACAAAUGGUCCAAGUUUCUCCUUUUUACAAUCUUGUUGUGUUGUUCUAGUAGUUUUUUUUAAUCUUUCCAUAGAAGAAAUAUUUUGUUGCAUGCAUGGCGCUUAAAACGUUAGAGACAUCUUUCAAAAGGUCACGUCAGUGCAAUAUUGCAUUUUAGUAUGUUUAUGGUUGAGACUGCUGUCCAGAUAAAAUUUAGUCACCUAAAUUUUAAACCCUGCAGUCGUCUCUUGUAUGAACACUUUGUCCCGAAAUGAUCAGAUCUGCUUCAGCGUUCUGUACCAUUCUUAGUCAAGAUCAAGGUAAGCCCAUUUUGGUAACCUCUGCUCCCUAAAAGUAAGGUUCAGCUGCUCUGUCUAUGGAUUUAGUAAUGUUUGAAAUUAAAAGUGGAACAAUGGAGCAUGAACACCUUGUCAACCGUGUUGGACUGGUUUCCAAAUCCAUAGGCAGCUGCGUGUUUCAUUUGACCACAAAACUCUUAAAAUAUUGUUCUUCAAAUAAAACGUUUCCAAGGCGGCUCUGUAACCUCUCUCUUGUAUCCGUCAGUCCGUUCCACACGUAGUCCAGUUAUGUCUCAUGCUGGAGAAUGUAUGACGCUGCUUUCCAUGAUUUAAAGCUCAAUGAGAAUACUGCUGUAGUUUAAACAAACACUGUGAAGAUGAUUCAUACAGGUUAUCUGAAUGUUUCAAAUAAUUUCCUUCAGCCUUGAGGAACAUGAAUCAUAUAUAUUUUUUCUUCCUUUUUGAUGUUUGAUUAAAUUUGAUUUUGAUGAAAGGUCAGUAUUUAUUAUGUGUUUUUAAGGCCUCAAACAAUGAAUGACUAAUGAAAUGUUGUCUCCUCCUCUGUCUUAUUGUUCUUUUCCUGGUUUUAUAACUAUUAAAUUCAAAUGAAUGCAUACAAAUGAAUGACGUGUUGUAUUGACAAUAAAGCAGUAUUGUUUUGUGGGAGUAA